Penicillium salamii is the source of this 1041-nucleotide messenger RNA. The record is from the annotation of a GenBank genome assembly. Lineage: Eukaryota; Fungi; Ascomycota; Eurotiomycetes; Eurotiales; Aspergillaceae.
AUGUCUUCCUCCGCGAGCUCUAAACCCCGUGUCAUCCUGGGCCUGAUGACAUUCGGCCCUGACCCAAAUGUCGGUGCACGAGUGACUUCUCUGCAGGAGUUUGGACGAUGUCUGGAUCAUCUCAAGGGCUACGGAUACAGUGAAGUUGAUACCGCGCGCAUGUAUCUUGGGGAAAAACAGGAAGAGUUCACUGCAGCAGUUGGGUGGAAAGAGCGCGGACUAAGUCUUGCAACAAAGGUCUAUCCCACCAGUCCUGGUGUCCACAAGCCCGAGAACUUGCGCAAGAAGGUGGACGAAUCGCUGGGGGCUUUGCAGACGGAUCAAGUGGAUAUCUUCUAUCUGCAUGCUGCUGAUCGAUCUGUGCCAUUCGCCGAGACCUUGGAGGAGGUGAAUAAACUAUACCAGGAGGGAAAGUUCAAGCGGCUGGGACUGAGCAAUUAUACCUCGUUCGAAGUUGCAGAGAUUAUCAUCAUGUGCACAGAGAGAGGCUGGGUACGCCCGUCAAUCUACCAGGCCAUGUACAACGCUAUCACACGAAACAUCGAACAAGAGCUUAUCCCCUGCUGCCACCGCUACGGACUUGAAUUCGUUGUUUAUAACCCUCUUGCUGGUGGAAUUCUCUCUGGAAAAUACAAGCCAAGCACAGAGAAGGAAAUUCCCCAGGAGGGUCGAUUCAGCGACAAGAACACCACGGGGGAGUUGUAUCGCCAGCGUUACAUGAAUCUGCCUGUGUUGGAUGCAAUCCAUACAAUCGUCAAGCCAGUUGCCGAUAAACACAAUCUGACCUUGCCUGAGGUCGCUUUCAGAUGGCUCAAUCAUCAUUCGAAGCUUCGGCUGGGACGUGACGGUAUCUUGAUUGGGGUCAGCAGUGUUUACCAGCUCGAUGCGAAUAUCGAAGCAAUUCAAAAGGAUGCUCUCCCGGAAGAGAUGAUCAGUGCUUUGGACGCAGCAUGGAUGGCUGUUAAGGCGGCAUCGCCGCCCUAUUGGCAUCUUGAUCUGAACUAUACCUAUGACACCGAAGCUGCGUUGUUCAGAAGAUAG